Molecule: messenger RNA, 1637 nt
Organism: Scleropages formosus (Asian bonytongue)
Lineage: Eukaryota; Metazoa; Chordata; Actinopteri; Osteoglossiformes; Osteoglossidae
Gene: tamalin
Product: trafficking regulator and scaffold protein tamalin
Exons: 8
Coding region: 130-1263 (377 amino acids)
Molecular function (GO): protein binding
Source: RefSeq, a predicted model, not a curated record
UAUGUGUGUGGGGGAGCGGCGUUCAGUGGAGUAAAGUCACAGUACAGCGGGUACAGCAGAGUGCGCAGUGCAGAGAUCUGCCCCGUGCCGCGCGAGCCCUCUCUCUCUCUCUACCCGCCGCCGCCGGGCAUGAAAAACAUGACGUUCCGGAGAGCGAAGAAGGGGAGCCCCCCGGAGUCCGCGUGCGGCACCUCGUGCUCGGACAGCGGCGAUAUCUACUUCCCCUCGUCCAAGUCGGACAGCGCGGUCGCGGACGCCCCGGCCGCAGCCGGCUGCGAGCUCUACACGUACCGGAGCCUGGCGUACUCCGGAGGAACCCUGCCGCGGAACCACAGAAAGGGAUUGCCGCAGAAGGGGAGGCCUCUCACUCAAUCUCCAGAGCAGAAGAGGAAAGUCAUUAUCUUGGAGAAAGCCGAGGAGGAGACGUUCGGAUUCGAGAUUCAGACGUAUGGCUUGCAUCACCAGAACGAGAACUCGGUGGAGAUGUGCACGUUCGUUUGCAAGGUCCACGACAACAGCCCUGCCCAGCAAGCCGGCCUCAGAGUGGGCGACACCAUUGCGCGGGUCAACGAGGAAAAUGUGGAAGGCUUUCGGCACAAGGAGAUCGUUCAGCUCAUCAGAUCCUCCGGAAACUCCUUGAGGUUGGAGACGGUCUACAGUAACGCCAUACGGAAGGCCGAGCUGGAGGCGCGGCUCCAGUAUUUAAAGCAAACCCUGCAUGAGAAGUGGGACGAGUACAGGUCCCUGAUGAUACAGGAGCAGCGCUUGGUGCACGGCAUUGUGAUGAGCGACGCAGCCUUGUGCGAGUCCCUGGAGUCAGCCAGGACCCUGGUUUACGGCAGCAUGGGCAGCUCGAGCCCCUCGGUCUUCCGUGCCAUCCGCUGCACAGGCAGCGCCAGCAGUAGCGCCAGCUACCUGAGCGGCGUCACAGACGACGACCCGCUGUACCAGACCUUGCUGUACCCUGGGGAGCAGACCGACGGCAAGGGCAGAGCGGCCGCCGAGGAGCAGCCCCACGCGCAACCCCUGCAGCGGUGCUCCAGCUCGGCCAGCGACUUCUCUGCCCCGACCAAGAGCCACCUCACCCGUAGUGCCAGCACUCGCAGCUACCUGCGGGGGGCACCGCCAUCAUCGACAGGGGAAAAGCAGGGCAGCUACAGCUCCCUGCCCCGGAAGCCCAAGCAGAUGAGCUUCCGCAGACGCCUGCUCAAGUUCAUACCCGGACUCAACCGAGCGCUGGAGGAGGAGGAGAGCAAACUGUGACCGCCACCCCCCAACCUCCGCGAAAGCUGUGCCUCCCCGAUUGCAGCCUGCGGCCCCCACCUCAGGAUUGAACUGGACCCUCCCCUGGUCCUCAGGCCCUGCAGCCCUUGUAGAUACCCUUCUCUGGUUUCUCCAGAGACAUUUUGUUAUUUAUUUAUUUAUUUCGAUAUAGUGACUUUUGUGUAGAUUCUACUUUUUUAAAAGAAAGACUCAAAAUGACAAAAAGUUUUCUUUCAUAAGCUGUUCACCUUAUACACCGUUGUUUCUCGUUUUGCUUUUUUUUUGGCUUUUUACCCCCAUUUUUACUGUGAGAUACAGGACUCAUUGCAGCUUUGUAAGACACAUUGGCCGUCUCUGAUACUUUUGUAAUACAU